CGACCGGGACCCGUUCACCUUUCCCCGCAGACCCCAUUGGGAGCCGGGAGCCCCAGCCUGGCCUGCCGCUCGCGUCCCCUUCCCGCCCCGCCAGCCGCUGUCCAAGCUCGCCCGGUCCGCCUUUCUUUCUCCUGUUCCCGGUCUCUCUCUCUUUUUUUUUUCCUUUCCUCCUUUCCAAGAUGGCCGAAGUGGAUUCCCCCUCUUAACGAUUUGGAGUCUCCCUCGACCACCUCCUCUUUGUGCAGCAGCCCCCUGCUAAGACCCUGCUUGCGAGGGUGACACUUCCCAAGGCUCCUCAGUCCUGACCCCCGGCAUCAUGCAUCGGACCACGCGGAUUAAAAUCACGGAGCUGAACCCUCACCUCAUGUGUGCCCUCUGUGGGGGCUAUUUCAUCGAUGCCACCACUAUUGUGGAAUGCUUACAUUCCUUCUGCAAAACCUGCAUCGUGCGCUACUUGGAGACCAACAAAUACUGCCCCAUGUGUGAUGUCCAGGUCCAUAAAACCCGACCACUGCUGAGUAUCAGAUCAGACAAAACCCUCCAGGACAUUGUCUACAAGUUGGUGCCUGGGCUUUUUAAAGAUGAGAUGAAACGUCGUCGGGACUUCUAUGCAGCAUACCCCCUGACAGAGGUCCCCAAUGGCUCCAACGAAGACCGAGGCGAGGUCCUGGAACAGGAUAAGGGGGCUCUAGGUGACGACGAGAUUGUCAGUCUUUCCAUUGAGUUCUACGAAGGCGUCAGGGACCGAGAGGAGAAGAAGAGCCUCAUGGAGAAUGGGGAUGGGGACAAGGAGAAGACAGGAGUGCGAUUCCUGCGGUGCCCAGCAGCCAUGACCGUCAUGCACCUCGCCAAGUUCCUCCGCAACAAAAUGGAUGUGCCCAGCAAGUACAAGGUGGAGAUCCUCUACGAAGAUGAGCCCCUGAAGGAAUACUACACCUUAAUGGACAUUGCCUACAUCUACCCCUGGCGGAGGAAUGGACCUCUCCCCCUCAAGUACCGUGUCCAGCCAGCCUGCAAGCGACUCACCCUGCCCACAGUGCCAACUCCCUCAGAAGGCACCAACACCAGCGGGGCGUCCGAGUGUGAGUCAGUCAGCGACAAGGCUCCCAGCCCUGCCACCCUUCCAGCAACCUCCUCCUCCUUGCCCAGCCCUGCGACCCCAUCCCAUGGCUCUCCCAGCUCCCACGGCCCCCCUGCUACCCAUCCUACCUCCCCCACUCCACCUUCAACUGCCGCUGGGACCGCCACAGCUACCAAUGGGGGCACUUCGAACUGCCUGCAAACGCCAUCCUCCACCAGCAGGGGGCGCAAGAUGACUGUCAAUGGAGCUCCUUGUCCCCCUUGAGGAAAGGGACCCUCCCCUUCUGCAGCCAUCUUUUCCCUCCUUUUUACUUUUUCUGGGCCCCUUUUCCACUUUUGACUUUCCCUGGUUCCUCCCAUCUUCAGAGUGGGAGGUGGGUUUUAUAAAUAAAUCUAUCUAUAUAUAUAUAUAUAUAAAUAUAUAUAUGUACAUAGGAAAAACCAAAUAUACAUACUUAUUUUCUAUGGACCAACCAGAUUAAUUUAAAUGCCACAGGAAAGAAACUCUGUGUGUGUGUGUGUGUGUGUGUGUGUGUGUGUGUGUGUGUGUGUGUGUGUGUGUCUGGGUGGGGGGUGUCCAGGUCUAGGGGUCUUUGUAGUUCACUCUGCUCUUCUGGGAGGGAGGGGUAACCUGGUGGUCUUAAGGGGCCAUUGAAGUAUUAAUGUCUUUCCCUGUGUUCUUUCUGCUUUCCAGGGCAGAGGGCAUGUUGGGUCCCUUAGCCCUAGCUGACUGGGGGGUCCACCCUGGCUGUUCCCCAUCCCUGUCCAAGCCCCUCGUUGUUGAAUGUUGAGAAAGUUGCUGAGACAGUGCCUUUUACAAGUACAGUUUGUCCUCUGGCAGCGAGGAUCAGGUGGCUGUGGAGAAGGCAUUUCCCUCACCUCCUCAGACAGUGGAAACCUUGUGCAAAGAAUUGAUAGUUCUGCCCUACCCCCCACCCCACCCCCUUUCCUCCUGUGGGAGACCCCGGCCCUAUAAAGUCUUAUGUGUGACUUUGGCAUUGUGAACACUUCAUUUUCUCCUGCCCUACCCUGAGCCAGGAACCUAAUCUAGCAAGACUGGAGGUGACACUGGGGGCCUAGAGUAGAGGGUUGGGGUGGGUAACCCCAGACAAGCACAGAUUCCAGUUCUGCCAAAAGCCAACAGCCCUCCAGUCCACUUCCUCAUCCCCAGCCGAGGCCAGGCAGGGAUAGGACAGAGGCAUCUAGAAGCACAAGAAAAUAAAGAAUGAGCUGACCCCAACUCGACCUGAUGGACCACCUAUUAGGGGCAGACCCUGCUCGCCUGGUUUUCCUCAAGUGUAUAUAGAUCUGGGGGGAGGGGGGAGGACAGGGUAUUGGCUUAGUGUGAGGGUCUGAGCCCUGGCUGUUUGCACCAUGUCCUGAGUCUGCGGUCCUGACUGUGCCCUCCUGUCCUGGGUCAUUUGUAUUUCUUGGCUUUGUAAUAAAUGCUGUCUAUACUCU
This is a messenger RNA of Arvicanthis niloticus (Nile rat), 2541 nucleotides long. It is a transcript of the gene Pcgf2, whose product is annotated as polycomb group ring finger 2. The record is from RefSeq and is a predicted model, not a curated record. Gene Ontology annotation, biological process: negative regulation of transcription by RNA polymerase II. Gene Ontology annotation, cellular component: PRC1 complex. Lineage: Eukaryota; Metazoa; Chordata; Mammalia; Rodentia; Muridae. Gene Ontology annotation, molecular function: promoter-specific chromatin binding.